Messenger RNA from Musca domestica (house fly), 4800 nucleotides. RefSeq lists its product as uncharacterized. Gene Ontology annotation, molecular function: cell adhesion molecule binding. The coding region runs from base 721 to 4770 and encodes 1349 amino acids. NCBI's taxonomy places the organism in Eukaryota, Metazoa, Arthropoda, Insecta, Diptera, Muscidae. Gene Ontology annotation, biological process: cell-cell adhesion. The transcript is spliced from 15 exons. Gene Ontology annotation, cellular component: cell-cell junction. The record is from RefSeq and is a predicted model, not a curated record.
UCCAAGCAUACAUUCCCUACCGAGUGACACUUGAAACCUGAGAUACCAAAGAAUAACUCGAUUUUCUUCACAAGCCCGUAACACAGUUUGUGAUUACAGAUUUCUACGAUUUCCCACUUUAACUAAAUCCUGUAAUGGAGUACUAAACGCAAACCAAUUAACAAAGUAAAUAUGUAAAUUAAUUGAAGAAAAUCGGAAAAACAAAAGAAAAAUUCUAAUAGAAAUCUGAACUGAAACAGGCAACAAGAAAUUUAUUUAUGAAAAGAAAAAAAGGCAUACAACAAAUUGAUGGCAAUAAAAAAUAAUAAGCUUUCUAUGUGACCGACUUAGUAAACCUGAAUGAAACGAACAAAACAAAUCGCAAAAAACAAAAACAAACAACAGCAUAAUCGAUAAAGCCAAUUGAAGCUUAUAAACGUCCAUUUUAUUUGCAUUCAAGUGCAAAAUUGAACGACAAAUGUUAUAACAUUUUUUACGGUCACAACUUCUUCGAUUUUUUGCAAAUCUCAAAUACAUAGAGAAAGAGAGAGACAAAAAGCACAAGAAGAAGACGACGACGACGAGGUAGAACCAACAACUACGCAAUCAUAUAAAACCCCAAAAGGCAAUAUCUUUUUUUUCUGGAUUUGAUAGAGGUCUUGGUUUGAUUGCUGUGGCCAGCUCCCGCUCCGAAACUCGGCAGAAGAGAGAAAAGGGGGAAAACAGAUAAACGGAAUAAAAAUGAAAAUGAAGUCAAUAUUCUUGCCAGCGACAACAUCGAGAAACAGCUGUUCCAAUACCCAAGCUCAUCAAAAUCAACGUCAACAUCCAGAGCAACAGAAACACAGAAGACAUUGUCAACAGUACCAGCAAUACUCAGCCGGAGCAACAACAACAACGACGUCAGCUGCCGGAGUAACCAAAACAACAUCGUCUUCAUUCCCAUCAACAUCAGCAUCCGCAUCAUCUUCAUCAUCAUCAUUGCCAGCAAUGGUGUUCAACAUGAGCUCUUUGCUGCUCCUCAAUCUGAUUAUCAUCAUUUGUGUCGAUGGAAUCCAUUGCUUUCAAAGAUUCGCCGAACAGCCAAAGUACUCGGAAGUGAAUCCAGGUCAGGACGCUCUGUUAACGUGUAAAGUUAUCGAUAAACGUGGCACAUGUUCAUGGCAAAAGGAUAACAAGCCCGUUGGCAUUUAUGCCAAGAAAUACGAAUGGGCCGCCCGGCCAUCCUCAACGCCCAGCGGUGGCCUGCAUUUGGAUUUACAUCCGCCACCGAUGCAGAUUGGUGGCGACUGUUCGCUGUGGAUACGCUCGGCCACAUUGGAUUUCGAUGAUGGCCUUUGGGAAUGUCAGGUGACGGCAAGUGAUUUUACGACACAGGAUGCUUUAACCAGUCAACCGGUACGGUUGGUUGUACGUGUUGCACCACAACGACCACGUCUGGAAUAUGAGGGCGCCCAUGUACCGCCCGGCCAUAACAUUACCGUGGACGCUGGCUCCCUGGCCACGGUUAAGUGUGUCUCCCACUACGGCAAUCCACCUGCAACACUUAAGUGGUUUCUUGGUGACCAAGAAAUUGAACCCAUUCAUCCGCAAACGAAUGCCACCGAACCAGAUAAUCCACGUACCUGGUCUGCCACAUCGGUUGUCCAGCUGACGGCAAUGCGUGAACGACAUGGUGACAUUUUACGUUGUCUGGCUUAUCAUGAAUCAUAUACGGCUAAAACGGUGCCGGUGGAAGCCAGAUUAGAUGUUAAAUACGCACCAACAAUACGUCUAAUUGGCUCGCCGGAAAUCGACUUGGAGGAGGAUAAAGAUGCACUGAUAUUACGCUGUGUGGCGGAUGCCAAUCCACCGGCCAGCAUUGUUUGGCGGCGUGCAGGACGUUCUGAAAUUGCCAGUCUACAGGAAACUUUACAACUACGCCCUGUUGGACGACGUGAUGCCGGCUUAUAUACCUGUCAGGCACAAAAUUCGGUUGGUACCUCAGAACAGUUAUCUGUGCAGUUGGAUGUGAAAUAUCCCCCUAAAAUAUUGUCCGCUGGACCAGAUCGUUUAACCACAGCACCAUUAUUUACACCAGCCGCCUUUGAAUGUGUGGCCGAUGGCAAUCCAAUGCCCUCCUUUAAAUGGGUCCAACGCAUUUCCCAUGGCUCUAAAUAUGUGGAACGUGGCAAUGAACCACGUUUGGUCAUCGACAACGUGACAUACGACUAUCAAGGUGAAUAUGAAUGCCAUGCCACAAAUUACAUCAAUGGCCAGGAACGAGUGGCCAUAUCCGAUCCGGUUUCACUGCAAGUUGUUGGUGCUCCCCAGGUUUUACGUUUACACCCCUCAAUGCACACGGUCCUCGUGAAAAGAGGUGAUCCAGCCUCAUUGACAUUGGUUGUGUGUGCCGAUCCACGGCCACAUCGUGUGGCCUGGGAAUGGGGUUCGCUGCGUUUGGAUGCUGGUUCGUCUAUUGACCGUUUUCGUGCCGAUGAUUUACUGCAAGAUUCACGUGAGGACUGCUAUCUAUCGACCCUGCACAUCCAUCAUGCCACCGAACAUGAUGCACGUCCUUAUUAUCUGGUUGUGGAAAAUGAACGUGGCACCGAUCGCCAUGCCAUACAGUUGAAUGUGGAGGAACCUCUGGAAAUGAGUUAUUUAUUGGGCAUCGCAGGCGGCUGUUUGGCCGCCCUAUUCCUUCUGAUAUGUCUGUGCAUUUAUGCGAUACGUAUUAAAAAGUGCUGCUUUAAAGGUAGUGGAGGUUAUAAAUCAUCAGAUAAAGACAGUGAAAAAGCCGAUUUAAAAUCACGUUCGGAUAGCACUAGUGGUGGACCACCUGGCGAUUCGAUUUAUACAACCCCGGCUGGUUUCCAUCAUCAGCAGCAGCAGCAGCAACAGCAACAACAGCAUCAGCAACAACUACAACAAUCCGCGGCAGCAAAUGCCAAUCAGUUACAACAUCAACAACAAUUGGCUGCCGCCGCUGCUGCAGCUAUGGUUGGCAAUAAUCAUCAUCCGGGACAUCACCAUGGAUUGGGCCAAGGAUCACCCGAGGCAAUGAAGUUUACAAAACCCAUGGCAGCAACGACCAAAACGACAAUUGUUAAUCGCUCUUUUGAUGAAAUGGGUAAUGUUAUGUGGCAACAAGAAGCCGCCGAAUUCGUUGAACAAUAUCCUCAACGUCGACGUCCCAAGGCGGCUGCCUUGCUGCUAAGGCAAAGUGCUUCGGCAGGAACACUGUAUCGUAAACCGGAAACCGUUAUACCAACUCUCAAUAAACGAGCCAGCGGCGGAGAACUUUUGACGCCACAACACCGGCAUCAGCGCGAUUUGUUCAGCGGUGAUUUAGGUAUACCGGAUGUCAACAGCCAUGUCGGUAGUGUGGUACACACUUUCGAAACAAUGGCAAUGCAGCGUCAAUUGGCCGAAAGGCAAAGGAUUCAACGCGAACGGGAGCACAGUAAGUAUUUAAUGGAAUUGCUUGCAAUGCAGGCUGCAGCUGCUGCAAUUGCAGCAACAUCUAAUGCCGCACAGAUUAGUGGUCAACAGUCAGUCACAUCACCGGCGACAUCCAAAAGACAAUUCAUACCAUGUGGCACCUCGAAAAGCACCUCAAAGAAUAACACCCAUGGUAACACUUCAAAAUUGCAACAACUUAAAAAGAAAACCCAAGAGACUAGACAAAAAAUUGUACAACAUAUUUUACAACAAAAUGCAAGCGUCAAACAAUCGAAACCCAACCUAACGCCGCGUCACGAGUUAAGCCAACAGUUUAAGGCCUCGUCUAACUCGGAAGUUUACUAUCGAAACAUUGACGACGAUUAUCGUAAGAAUCUCUUUGGUACUCUGAGUCAAAGAAAAAUCGCUUCGUUGGAAGAUUCGCUGGCAGUUUCCAACACCCUAGACUCGGAGAGUUAUUGUGAAAAUUCUCAAAUUGUUAAUCAGGCAUUUGAUGAAAUUUUUGAGGGCUACAGUGGCCUGGAUGAAGAAGAGGAAGACGAAGAGCACAAAGAUAAGCAAAUGGCUAGUUUGGUACCUCCCACCGACCACUUACAAACUUCCAGUUUUAUCACCCAAUAUGGCAGGCCAGGUUUGACGCCAAAAAAACUACCACCUUUGUCCCAUAAAAAAGGACCUCCUCCUCCGCCACCCACCAGACAUAACAACCCUUCCUCUUCAUCAUCUGGCCACACAAAACGUAAAAUAAUGCCAUUCUCCGAGUCAAAACAGAGAUCUUCCACAUUUCACAAUCUUGUGGAACGUCUCAAAACUCAGCCCCAAAAAUAUUCCACGCCAUUUAAGCAUUUAAACAAAACCUCUUCUGAUAAUUUGCUUAAAAUAGAUAACAUGCCCACGAACUCCUCUAAAUUCCUUCAAAAAUUCCCACCCCAUUUGCAUUUAAAUCGUGAAGUAGAAGGACAAGAAAGUCCUGAAAAUCAAGAUCAAGAUUUUCUAAGAGGUUCCACACUUUCACAAUCGUUUGUUCGUCAUCUGAAGGUACACAAAUCGAACAAAGGUAAAGCUCCUACCCCUCCAAUGCCUACACAACACCAACAACAAACACAAUCGGCCAAACAUCCGCUGAAAACCAGUGAAGCCCUAAGGCAGGUUCUUUUAUUUUCUAGAAAAUCAAAAUCUUCCGCUGAGUUAUUACCGCACAGUGAUUUGUAUAGUACUGUGGAACCACGUAAGUAUUAUCGUCGCUUGGAAGAUAGUGUGGAAAGGAAUAGAGAACGUUUAAUUGAGGGAGCGACAAAUGCAAUGUCAGCGAAUUCGAUUAGGAAUCAACAAUCGGCAGAGAUAUAAAUACAUAUUUAAGGCAUGACAAAAUUAUGG